Messenger RNA from Nematolebias whitei (Rio pearlfish), 2065 nucleotides. It is a transcript of the gene glmna, whose product is annotated as glomulin, FKBP associated protein a. The record is from RefSeq and is a predicted model, not a curated record. NCBI's taxonomy places the organism in Eukaryota, Metazoa, Chordata, Actinopteri, Cyprinodontiformes, Rivulidae. The transcript has 18 exons. Gene Ontology annotation, molecular function: ubiquitin-protein transferase inhibitor activity. Gene Ontology annotation, cellular component: cytoplasm.
GCCGAGAGGGGUCAAUCCAAGUAGUUCGCGCUACAGCGGGGUAGCACCAAGUUGUAGUUUUUAAUCUGUUUGGGACAUGAAGAAGAGCCCAGCUGAGAGCAGCAGGGAUGGCUCUGGAGCAGCUCAGUGAUGUGGUCCAGAGAUGUCAAACACUCCCAGAUGACAGCUACACCGCGGAGGAUCAUGACGUCUUCACGACUGCUGGGCGGACCUGCAUCGAGGAGGGGAACAGCCCGCAGGUCCUCAGCAUCAUCUUGGAUGAAAAGAAUCAGAACCUGGUGAGAAGUUUGGGCUGGAACCUGCUGCCUCCACUGGUUCAGGUGCUGCGAAAGAAAGAAGACAAGCAUCUUCCUCAGUGCCUGGCCAUUUUCAACCACCUCAUAAAGACCUGCAGGCCUAAAGAGCUGCUGAUUGGUCUUCUGGAGGAACUGGAACACGAUGAUCCCGACACAAUAGCUGACAGUCUCCAUCUUCUUCUCAGCCCAUUACAGAAAGUGCUGCUGUGUCUGGGGAACAGGAAAGCGGCGUCCCUGGGUAUGACCCUGUCCUCGGUGCUGGACCAGCUGGACAAACUGCCUGUCCCUGACACCAAAGAGCAGGAGGAGGACGACGUCUUUUCACUUUGUCGUUGCUGCACCGACCUGAUCCAGUUCGUCAGGCCCUUUGUUCAGGAGGCGAGGCAGACCCUCCUGAGCAGCAGGACGCAGAGGGACAACUCAGACGGGACAGCAGGUGGACAGGACGGGGCAAAGGAGGACGAGCUGCGGACAGAACUCCUGAAGUUCUGCAUGAAGACCCUGACUCAGCCUUUGCUGGACGUCCAGCUCAGAGACCCCGACACGCUGCCGCUGUCUCCCCUCAGGACGUUUGCCACAGAGAUUCUGGAGAUUCUCGGUGCUGUCGGAGAGUCCCUCCCAGCUCUCGUGUUCCACCCUCUGUUGAAGAGGAAACAGGUUCUGGGCUUCCUGGAGGAGGAGGUGCGGUACCCUAAAAGCUCUCUGGCCUGCUUGGCUCACCUGGUGUUUGUCCAUCACCUGGCUGCUGAUACGUUCCCCAGUGUUUUUAACCCAGUGUUCUGUCUUCGGAGUAACAUGGAGCACAUUUCCCUCCUUCUGUCAAGAAACGAGGACUCCAGGCUUCAGAAAGGACUGGAGCUGUAUGAGAAGAGUCUGCUGCGGGUAGAGAGCUCUAGUCUUCCAGCAGAUCUGCUGGAGAUUAAAACUUUCCUCACAGUCCCUCAGAACCUUAUAAAGGUCAUGACAAUAUGUCCUAAAGACGUUCUGAGGACUAAAGGACUGAAGGUGUUCCAGCUGAGCAUUGAUAAGUUUGGUACUGAAGCCAAGUACAGGUUCUUCCAGUACCUGCUCAGGACCAGUAACCAUUCAGGAGUGGAAGGCUACGUCAUUAAAAACAUCAAGGAUCAGAUCAACGCUGCUCUGCAGCCAGGGAACGGUAACAUCUGGUUUGAGGGGGUCCACCUGCUGCCUCUGCUUCAGAAGGUCUUCUGUCUUCCUGAUGGACCUGAGACGGAUCUUCUUCAGUACCUGGACAGAGUAAUGGAGUCUUUGAACCUGCUGCGAUAUCUGGUCAUCAGAGAUAAGGUCACAGAGAACCAGACUGGUAUCUGGACAGAACUGUAUAAAAUAGAAGAUACGUUCAUAAAGCCACUGCGUGUUGGGCUGAACAUGUCAAGAGCUCACUACGAGAGGGAGCUGCAUGACACCAUGGACAGCAAGAAGACCACAGGUCAGUUUUGCUGUCAGAAACACACAGAUGCUGAGUUUUCCUUCCUCUGAAAGCAUGUUUGUUUUCCAGAGUCUGUCCUGUCUGUGUCUGUUGGAGGAGAGAAGCUGCCAAAAAUGACCUCAGAAUCUCAGAUUCAGGCUCUACACUCAGCUCUGCACACAUUCGACAUGAUCGAGAGUGUGUUGGUGCGGAUAGAAGAACUCAUCGAGGUGAAGGACAGCCUGUAAUCUGCAGGAGGCCCUCAACAUCUCAGGGCCUAGAGAAAAGUGUUAGAUUAUUUGGGUUUUGAAUGAUUAUAUCAAUCUAUGCAUUGCUGUUU